Stegostoma tigrinum is the source of this 5790-nucleotide messenger RNA. It is a transcript of the gene cep152, whose product is annotated as centrosomal protein 152. Lineage: Eukaryota; Metazoa; Chordata; Chondrichthyes; Orectolobiformes; Stegostomatidae. The coding region runs from base 235 to 5517 and encodes 1760 amino acids. The record is from RefSeq and is a predicted model, not a curated record. The transcript is spliced from 27 exons. Gene Ontology annotation, cellular component: centrosome. Gene Ontology annotation, biological process: centriole replication.
GUCAUUUCUGGUUGCACGGCCUGCCAAUCAAGAUACGUCGUCCAGUUUAUUCUUUCGGGUCGGGUUGAGGCUGUCCUGAUGGUUCUUCCCAUUGUAGCCAUUCUCUGAAGUAAAGUUCGAUUGAUGGAGUAUGUUGUAAUUGUUAUCUGGUUGCCAGGGCCAUUAUCGAUAUGACAAGCCCACAAGUUCAGGCCUUAACUUCAACUUUGUGUUAUUUCUCUUAAAGAACUUCUGAUGAUGUCCAUGGACUUUGACAGCGUGGCUUUGCCAACCCAACAUGAAGACGAGGAGUAUGACAGAGAAGAUUAUGAACGAGAGCAAGAGCUCCACCAGUUACUGAUGACCGGUCUUCCAGAUGACAUGCUGGAAGACAGCAGAGACAUUUCUUCUCCAGAAUUGAAUUACUCUGGCUGUCAUGUCAAUAAUGGUGUUGAACAAACCUGGGAACAGAAGAGAAAUUGGAAUGACCAGGAAGUAAGCAACAUUGCAGUGGAUAAAGAGAGUUAUUCUACUGAAUGUCCAGUAUACAAAGGACAGAAUGGACAUUUUAUUGCAAAUGAAAAUAUUUCUAAUGAAACCUUGGAACUAUACAAAGUGAAGUAUAACCCUUACCCUGCUGUUCAUCCACCUAAAGGGGCUUUUAACCCAGAUGAAACAAAAAGUUUAGACAACAGGUUUGAACAAAUGCAGAGCAAAUUCUUGGAUAGUGGGGAAGAAACACAUCAGUUUGCACAGUUACAGAUACUUUACAAUGCACGGGGAAGGCAGUUAGAGGAAAUGCAGCACAAACAGGAAGAGUUUGCCCGUGACAUCAGAUAUUUGAAUCACCAGCUUGCAAUGACAAAAGGUGAAAAAGAUGGUGUAGCUAUUAGUUGUCAGGAGUUGCAGAAGUUACUUCAAGAUGCAAAAGAACGUGAAGUUCAGCUGGAAGGCCAAAUUAAAGCAUUGGAGUCCAGAGUUCAAGACUUGAGUGCCAGUGAGGAAGAGGCGAUAAAGAACGAGAAGAUUGCUGAGGCAGCCAUGGAAAGUAUGCAACAACAGCUGUCUGAGCUCAGUCGCUCAGAAUCUCUCACUCGUGUCAAAGAGCAGCAUGAAACUAUAAUUUAUGCACUCAAGCAGAAACAUGAGGAAUCAAUCUUGGUCAUGCAGCAGUCACUUGGUGCAACAAGCAUUGCUUUGGAAGAACAGCAAGAGAAUUGUAAGCAACUUCAGGAACAAGUCAAACAGUUGGAAAGACAACAAGAAGCAGCUAAGUUGGAGAAAGCAGAAAUAAUUAAUGGACUGACUCGAAGUUUAGAAGCAAGUCAGCAGCAGUGCAGAGAUUUAUUGCAAACAGGUUCAGUGCAGGAGAUCGCUCAGCUUCGGAUCCAAGUUCAGCAAGUUCAUUCUGCCAAGAACAUAAGUGAUAGCAUGAACAAAGCUUUACAGGAAGAACUAGCUGACUUGAAGGAACAGAUUACUUUUUAUGAAUCUGCCGCUAAGAUUAGCGCUCUUACUAAAGAUGUGGCAGAAGAAUUAGAACUUCCGUUAUCAGAUUCCUAUAUGGAUCUUGCUAUCAAGAAUGGGAAAUGGAAAAUGCCCAGGUUCCCAAGCUCAAUACAGCAAGGUGGCUCUGAUAAAGUGUUGUCUAAGGAUGAGAUAAUAAUGGAACUGAAGUCUGAACUGGAGCGAGCACUCAGCAACAUAAGGACAAAACGUCAUCAAGUGACUCAGCUUCAGCAUGAAAGUAAAGAAAGUCAAAAGCAAACAGCUGAGAUUAAGGAGCAGUUGCAAAAUGCUGAAAAAAUGGCAAGAAGCCAUGAGGUACGAGCCAGCACAUUGGAAAAGCAACUGGAAGCAUUAAGACCCUGCUCAUCCAACUCCGAAAAGGCUCUUCAAGAAGAAGUUGACAAGUUGCGAUGUGAGAACCAGGCUCUACGCAAAGAAAUUGAGGAUAAACAGCAGCAGAUUGAAAAAUUAAUUGACAGUGAGAAGCAAUUUAAAGAAGCAAACCAGGAAUUGUAUAAUGAGAUGCGGCAGAUGAUUCAGGACUUUGACCAAGAUAAGCAAGAGGCAAUUGACAGAUGUCAGCGAAUUCAUCAGCAGCAUCAUGAGGAUUCUAAAUGUCGACUUCAGCAGGAGUUGCAGGAACAACAUGAAUUGGAGAAAACACAGCUGACUCAGUUCUAUAAACAGCAGAUCAUGCAAGUAAAUAAUCACUUGGAGCAAUUGAACCAUGAGAUGUCUGGCGUGCAGGAAUGCUACAUUACCAUCUGUAAAGAGAAGGAUUCAUUGGAAAGCAAGUUGAGGGAAGAAAUGUCGCUCAAGCUGAUAACAACUGAACAGGAAAUGAAAAAGGCAUUUUCUGAAGAAAUGAGGAAACAUUUGAGUGAGCUUCAGGCUGAGCUGGAAGAAAAGCACAAAACUCUAAUGGUGGCUGCAAAAAACAAAUGGAUGUUGGAAAAAGAAACUGAUAUUGGGCAACAAGUUGAGAAGCAUGUUGCAUUGGCCAAAAUACAGUGGCAGGAGGAACAACAAAAAGUCAAAGACCAAGAAAUGCAUGACGUUGAAACAGAAUGGCAGCUUCGUCUCCGUGAGACUGCGGAAGCAACCAAACAAAAAACUUCACCUCCGGUGGAUGAAAUUUGUCAAACUGAAGAGUCCACUGGUACCAGAGUUUAUACUUGCCAAGAAUUAGAAUCGCAGCUCGCAGAUUUAAAAAUAACGUUGGAGUGUCAAGCUAAGGAGGAAAAAGUAAUGGCAGUUGGGGAGGCUUUAAAACAACUUGAACUGGAACUGCAGAAGAAGCAUGAAGAUAAUGUGGUUGAACUGGUUGAAACAGCAUUAGCAAAUGCACGUUGUCGUUGGCUAGAAGAAUUGACUAACCUGCCUGAAUACAGAGCCAAUUUACAAAUUGAAGAGAAGAAAUGGGAGGCAAAAUAUGAACAAUAUGUGGCAGAACAGGUAGCUACAGCAGUGAAAGCAAAUGAUGAAAAAUGGAAGAAACAUACUUUGAAGGAAAUUGAGAAAAUGGAGUCCAGUGUUAAAACUUCAGAGCUGCAGGAAAGGACCGUUGUUCUAGAGCGCAAAUUAAAACUUGAGAAAGAAGAGGCAGCAGCAGUUGUUAAAGCUGAAUUAGCAAAAGCUCGAACUCAAUGGAACAAAGCAAAACAAGUAGAGAUUAAUAGAAUUCAUGAACUAAAUGAACAGGAUUAUCAAGCCUUCCUAGCAGAGCAUCGAAAUAAACUCAGUAAAGUCCUUAAAGAAGCUAAAGAAGACUUUACCCGGCAGAAGAAUGAAUUGAUUGCACAAAAGGAGGCAGAAUUCAAUCUGCGGCUCUCAGAAAAGCAAAAAGAAUGGUCAACUCGUAGAGAGGAGCAGAUCAAUUUUGAAAGACAGCAAUAUGAAGCUGAACUUGUUGCUGAAAUUGAACGUUUUUUGCGUGAUAUCUCAAAACACUUUGGAAAGUCUAAACCUGCAUGCCUCAGAGCAGAGGAAUAUUCUAACACUGCCAAAUCAACGCAUGACCAGUUUGUUGAAGUAAAGGACCAUCUCCAGAGAGUUUGCACUGAAAUGGUUGAAGAGAUCCUUGAAACUCAGAAAGAGGAGGACAAAUUGGAUUUACAGAAUGCAUUAAGUGAAUGUGAAAGACAACAUGAGGAAUACAAAGCAGCAAAGGAAGCAGAGCUUAGAAAACUUGAAUCAUCUGAACUUCAACUUAAACAAGAAUUUGAACGUUUACAGUAUAAGCUGAGAAGCUUUGCACAACAAAACCUAGUUUCUGGAAAGGAAACCUUAAGUCCUGAAUACCAGCCAUGUGAUGAACAAUGCAGACAGCAAACACAGAAAUUACAACAGGAAUGUCAACAGCUCAAGAAAAAGCUGGAGAAAGUAUGUAGGCAGCUUCAGCAAACUGUUCAUGAGCAUAGUAUUGAAGUCCAGCAUCUCAAAGAGGAACAUCAAAGAACCAUAAAUAUUUUGCAAAAUAAGAACGACUGUCUCGUGAGAAGACUUAAAGAAAGUGAAUCAACUGACAGUAAAACAAAUUCUUGUUUACAGGAAAAUUGUAACCCUGAGAAUUCAUGCAAGUUGAUCUCUGCAAAAGGAUUAGAAGAAAUUCGGUGUCAGUAUUUGAGAGCUGUGGACAAAAUCAGAGGAGACAUGAUGCGUUAUAUUCAAGAAAGUAAGAAGCGAGCAGCUGAAAUGAUUCGUGCAGAGGUAUUGAAGGAACGUCAACAAACCGCACGGAAAAUGCGGAAAUAUUACUUGACUUGUCUCCACCAACUCCUAGUAGACGGUGGGAACAAUGAUGGUGCUGAAAAGAGGAUCAUGAAUGCUGCUAGCAAGUUGGCUGCAAUGGCCAAAGCUUUAGAAACUCCUCUUCCAAAUCGAAAGCGUGACAAAGCUGAAACCCUGACAGCCUGUCCAAAUAUGAAAAGUUCAAAACAAACUCCAGUGAUUUCUGAGAACGAUCAAGAGACCAGUGGAUCAACCCAUGUGCGGGCAAAUCAUGUUGAGAAACCAUCUUCCAAUGAAGACCAGGUCCAGAAAUUCAAAAAGCACACAACAGGCACAGUAUUUAUGCCACGUAAUUUGAACAAUAAUUUAUAUGGUGCAACUGCAGAGAAUGGCAUUUCAGAUGAAGAAUUACCUACAAGUUAUAAACAAGUUAACAUUCACAAAAUUAAAGAAACAUCUGAUAUUUUACAAAAAGACACUGCUUUGUUUUAUGAAACAAAAGAUGGUCAUCAGUUGAAUGAUGCGAUGUCAAAAUCUGAGUUUCUCAAAACUGCAAAUCUUGCACAUUUUCAGAACUUAGCCAAGUACCCUUCCCAAAUGUGCAACAGCAAAGCCCCGACAUUGAAUUCUAUUGAUAGUCAUAAGGACAGAACAUCUCUGCAAAUGGCGUGCAAUCAGGAUUGUGUCUUGCCUGCAAAAGCUUAUAUACAUAAUUCAGAAGUAUAUGUCUGUUCCAAACCUAUGACCAGGGCACCAAAUAAUGCACAAACUCCUGAAAGAGAUGGUGAUUUUGUUACCCAUCUUGAAGCCAUCAGGCCUUGUCAAAUGGACACUUUUAAUUUUAGGCAAGCUGGAGGAAAAGUAUGCCAUGUAGAAGAUUGUAGCACGCCUAUAAUGUGCAACGAGUCUAGUGGCACCUCCAAGCCACGGUCAGCUACAAAUGGUGCUCCACAAAUGUCACCUUCCAUUUCCUCUGUAACUUCUGAAAUUAGCUCUCUUUCUGAUGGAGAACAUGCUUGCUUUUCAAGUAAAACAAUUCCAUUUGUGUCAAGAAUAGACGCCAAACAAAUGGAAAAUGUUGCAGAAAGCACUAUUUCUGCUAUUAACCGGGAUCCAUUGAGGACAAAGACAAAGCCUCCUAAAUGUAUUGAGUGCACUGAGCUUGAACAGGAACUAGCACUGAAUGGCUGGACAGCAAAGAUGAACAAACUUUCCCAUCAGAAGUAUCCAUCACAUUUGAUCUCUAAUACAGACAUUAUUCAGCAGGACAGUGGAUUUGACAGUCCAUUUUUUCAUUAGUCAAUAAGUGCAAUGUUACAAACAAAUCCUUCAUUUUUCAGAUACCUUUAAAUGUCACUGAACUAAUUAUAUGAGCUGUUUUCAUUUAUCUGUCACUGGUAUUAAGGAUUCAUGAUUUUUGCAUAAAUUAUGCCUGAUGUAAAAGGUUUGUAAUUUAAAAAGUUGCACAUAUAUUUAUGUUUCUGAAAACUAUUUUUGUACCUCAGACUGAUUUGUUUUCCUGUUUGGUCUGUAUGUUUAGAUGUUUUUUGCAGAUAAAAUUUUUAUUUUGAU